Messenger RNA from Eubalaena glacialis (North Atlantic right whale), 2430 nucleotides. It is a transcript of the gene ELFN1, whose product is annotated as extracellular leucine rich repeat and fibronectin type III domain containing 1. Gene Ontology annotation, cellular component: plasma membrane. The record is from RefSeq and is a predicted model, not a curated record. Gene Ontology annotation, molecular function: protein binding. The transcript has a single exon. Bases 1 to 2430 code for a protein of 809 amino acids. NCBI's taxonomy places the organism in Eukaryota, Metazoa, Chordata, Mammalia, Artiodactyla, Balaenidae.
AUGGCCGGGUGCCGGUGGGGUGCGCCGUGGGCCUGGGCGUGCGUGGCGGCGGCCGCCCUGCUGCUCGCGGGCGGGCUGGUGCGCGGCGACUGCUGGCUGAUCGAGGGCGACAAGGGCUUCGUGUGGCUGGCCAUCUGCAGCCAGAACCAGCCGCCGUACGAGGCCAUCCCGCAGCAGAUCAACAGCACCAUCGUGGACCUGCGGCUGAACGAGAACCGCAUCCGCAGCGUGCGGUACGCAGCGCUGAGCCGCUUCGGCAACCUCACGUACCUCAACCUCACCAAGAACGAGAUCGGCUACAUCGAGGACGGCGCCUUCUCGGGCCAGUUCAACCUGCAGGUGCUGCAGCUGGGCUACAACCGGCUGCGCAAGCUGACGGAGGGCGCGCUGCGCGGCCUGAGCAAGCUGCAGCACCUGCACCUGCAGGCCAACCUCAUCGAGGUGGUGGCGCCCGGCGCCUUCGGGGGGUGCCCCAGCAUCGCCAGCGUCGACCUGUCCGCGAACCGCAUCCAGCGGCUGCACGGCGCCACCUUCGCGGGCCUGGCCAAGCUGUCCGUGUGCGCGCUCUACGGCAACCCCUUCUACUGCUCCUGCGAGCUGCUGGGCUUCCUGCGCUGGCUGGCAGCCUUCGCCAACGCCACGCAGACCCACGACCGCGCGCAGUGCGAGGCCCCGCCGCUCUACUCCGGCUACUCGCUCCUGGGCCAGGGCCGCCACGGCCAGCACAGCGUCCUCAGCAAGCUGCGGUCCGUGUGCACCGACAGCCCCUACGCGGCCGAGACCCGCCCGGCGCCCGGCCGCGCGCCGCCGCCGCCCGCGCCGCCCAGCGAGGCCCCCUGCGCCGAGGACGAGUGCUUCUCCGGCGACGGCACCACGCCGCUGGCGGCCCUGCCCACGCUGGCCCCGCAGGCCGAGGCCCGCCCGCUCAUCAGGCUCAAGCAGCUGACGCAGAGCUCGGCCACCAUCACGGUCCAGCUGCCCAGCCCGUUCAACCGCAUGUACACGCUGGAGCACUUCAACAACAGCAAGUCGUCCACCGUGUCCAGGCUGACCCGGGCCCAGGAGGAGAUCCGCCUGACCAACCUCUACGCGCUCACCAACUACACCUACUGCGUGGUCUCCACCAGCUCGGGGCUGCGCCACAACCACACCUGCCUCACCAUCUGCCUGCCCAAGCCGCCCAGCCCGCCGGGCCCCACGCCCGGCUCCUCCACGGCCACCCGCUACAUCGUGAGCAUCCUGGGCUGCCUCUUCGGCAUGGUGCUGGCGCUCGGCGCCGUCCACUACUGCCUGCGGAGGCGGAGGCGCCAGGAGGAGAAGCACAAGGCCGCGGCCGGCAGCCUCAAGAAGACCAUCAUCGAGCUCAAGUACGGGCCCGAGAUGGAGGCGCCCGGCCUGGCCCCGCUGUCCCAGGGCCCGCUGCUGGGCCCCGAGGCCGUGACCCGCAUCCCGUACCUGCCGGCGGCCGCCGGCGAGGCAGAGCCGUACAAGCUGGCGGAGAGCGGCGAGACGCCGCAGGCCGGCAAGGGCAGCUACAUGGAGGUGCGUUCCGCGGAGCAGGCCGAGCGCAGGGACGGGGAGCCGGGCCGGCCGGGCCCCGACAGCCAGAGCUCGGUGGCCGAGAUCUCCACCAUCGCCAAGGAGGUGGACAAGGUGAACCAGAUCAUCAACAACUGCAUCGACGCCCUCAAGUCCGAGUCCACCUCCUUCCAGGGCGGCAAGUCGGGGGCCGUGGCCGCGGCCGAGCCACAGCUGGUGCUGCUGUCCGAGCCGCUGGCCGGCAAGCACGGCUUCCUGUCGCCCGCCUACAAGGACGCCUUCAGCCACGGCCUGCAGCGGCAUCACAGCGCGGAGGCCGCGCCCGGGGCCCCGCGCGCCAGCACCUCGUCCAGCGGCUCCGCGCGCAGCCCGCGGCCCUACCGCGCCGAGGCCGCCGGGGCGCACAAGGCCGCGGCCGCCGAGGCCAAGUACAUCGAGAAGAGCUCGCCCGCGGCCGACGCCAUCCUCACUGUGACGCCCGCGGCCGCCGUGCUGCGGGCCGAGGCCGAGAAGAGCCGCCAGUACGGCGAGCACCGGCACUCGUACCCCGGCUCCCACCCCGCCGAGCCGCCCCCGCCCCAUGAGGGCCCGGGCGGCCGCAAGGCGUCCAUCCUGGAGCCGCUGACCCGGUCGCGGCCCCGCGACCUGGCCUACUCGCAGCUGUCCCCGCAGUACCAUAACCUGAGCUACUCCUCCAGCCCCGAGUACACCUGCAGGGCCUCCCAGAGCAUCUGGGGGCGCUUCAGACUGAGCCGCCGGCGGCACAAGGACGAUGGGGAGUUCAUGGCGGCCGGCCACGCCCUGCGCAAAAAGGUUCAGUUCGCCAAAGACGAGGAUCUGCACGACAUCCUAGACUACUGGAAGGGCGUGUCCGCGCAGCACAAGUCCUGA